Molecule: messenger RNA, 582 nt
Organism: Colletotrichum paranaense
Lineage: Eukaryota; Fungi; Ascomycota; Sordariomycetes; Glomerellales; Glomerellaceae
Exons: 1
Coding region: 1-582 (193 amino acids)
Source: RefSeq, a predicted model, not a curated record
AUGUCUCUAGACCCCUUUGACGACGUCCUCACCCUCGAAGAUCAAUUCUUCUCAGAGGGCUUCCGCCAAGGCACCGAAGACGGCAUCCAAGCAGGCAAAAUCGAGGGCCGCUCCGUCGGCCUCGCAAAGGGCUACGAGAAAUUCUACGAGAGCGGAAGGAUACACGCCCGCGCCGUCAUAUGGGCCAAUAGACUGUCCCUCCCCCAGAAGAAUAGCAGCACUGCCACCAAAAAGCCGUCCAGUUCUUCAGCGGCAGCCUCAGCCUCGGUUUCAGGCUCGGCCGAGCAAGCCCAACUAUCGACAGAGCCGCCAUCAGAGUCACAAAACAAGACCUGCGCCCUACCGCCGCUGCCGCCCAACGCGAGACUAGAAAAGAACGUCACAACGGCGUUUGCGCUGGUCGAGCCGGACACGCUCUCCAAGGAGAACAGCGACGACGCCGUCAACGACUUUGACGACAGGUUGAAGAGGGCGCAGGGCAAAGUCAAGAUCAUUGAGCGCAUGACGGGUGAAGUGGUUUCUGCGCCGGAGGCUCCUGCUGCUGCUGGCGAUAUAAAGGUCCCGGAGGCCAAGGAGAUUUGA